Molecule: messenger RNA, 1778 nt
Organism: Daldinia loculata
Lineage: Eukaryota; Fungi; Ascomycota; Sordariomycetes; Xylariales; Hypoxylaceae
Product: peroxisomal biogenesis factor 11
Exons: 3
Coding region: 485-1207 (240 amino acids)
Biological process (GO): regulation of peroxisome size; peroxisome fission
Cellular component (GO): peroxisomal membrane
Source: RefSeq, a predicted model, not a curated record
UUUACAUACGUCCGGCAAAACGUAGGGCGAAAUUGCCGGCGCAGCUGUAGUAUGAUUCAGUGGACCUCGGCAUGUGCUUCUUCGGUCCACUGCCUAGGUAUUCAUUCUCAUGUCCCAGCUUUAUUCCGUUACUUAUUACCCAUACCGCCGGCUGUAAUAGAAGUCGUUAAUAGUGAGAUUUAGAACUUUUAUAUUCAUUGCGAGAAGCCAUAACUUUAAACCCUUUUCUUUCUAUCUACACCGGCACACCGGCUACACAGACAGACAAGGGAACCUCGACUACCACUACCGCACCGGCCGAGCCCGAAAUAUAGCGCAGAACGAGCGAUUCUCGCAAACCUACCUUAGUUACAUCACUACAAGCCGGUAUCCUACAUACAAUUGAUUGAUUGUUCAACCCAUCACCAACCGUCGUUCCCUUCUCACCCCUCUCCCUCGAUACCUAUACAAUAGUGUUAACAGCACACGCCAAAAAAAAGUCACAAUGGUUGCCGACGCAGUAAUUUACCACCCCACGGUGUCGCACUACCUAAAAUUCGUCGCGACAACCACGGGCCGCGACAAGCUCCUGCGCACAGUACAGUACUUCGCGCGCUUCUACGCGUGGUACCUGUACCGCACGAACGGCACGCGGGGCGAGAUCGCGCCGUACGAAGCCCUCAAGAAACAGCUCGGCCUGGCGCGCAAACUCCUACGUCUCGGCAAAAACGUCGAGCACUUCCGGGCCGCGGCCGUAGCCGCCGACGCUAUAAAGGCGGGAGGAGCCCAGGCCGGAGACCCGGUGCUUCGGUACGCGGCGGUGGGUAGACAGCUCGGCUAUGCGGGAUACUUGACCUUCGACGCGGCUACGGUCUUGGAUGCGCUGGGCGCGCGCAAGUGGGCCGGCGCGAAGAGAGCCCAGAAAGAGGCGUAUCGGUUCUGGGCGAUUGGCAUCUUGUGCAGUAUUGUUGCGCAGACGUAUACACUGUACAAGCUGCGGGAGCGCGAGGCCAAGGUUGAUAAGAAGGAGGGCGAGGGGGUGGUGGAGAGCAAGAGGAUUGCUAUCGAACGCAAUGCUAGUCGGAUCCAGCUCAUCUCGGAUCUGUGCGAUCUUACGGCGCCGACGGCGGCGCUGGGCUGGGUCGGAUUCGAUGAUGGGUUUGUUGGUCUGGCGGGUACGGUGAGCAGUUUGAUUGGCGUUUACACGCAGUGGAAGAAGACGGCGUAAGGAGGGGGGGGGGGGUCUACGAUCACUGAGAGACCAGGAGUAGGAGCCAGUGUCUUGGCGGGGAGAGGAACAUUUUGAUGCCGGGAAUCUGGGCAAUAUGUGGCAGCAUUGAGGCAUUCUACUCGAUGCAGGAGGGCGAAGUCGCAGUGUACAAAAAUAGCAGUUUCAAAUCCGGUUCCUAACCUAGAUGAUAGAUAUCGAGCUAGGAAGAAAGGAGUUUGCGACGUAGGGAGUUAACUGGUAGAAUUUUGAUACGAGUUGGAUGGAAGUAUUUCUCUAGUUUUUUAGAAAGAUUGACAUGAGGUUUGAUGUGUUGAAAUUGGAGUUUAUCGUGCAUUGCUGGAAGUUACUGAUAUGGUAGAGUAUUAGUCUUAUCUCGUAAAGAUUGAUACUUACAUAUGAGGUUAGUUUGUAGGGAAGUGAGCUACUAAACCAAGACUAUUGCAAAGGAACACUUUGUGAUGACUAUAAUUACCUAUGCUUAACGCUAUGUUCUCUCUAUCUCUUUUCUUUUACAGAAGACGAAUUGAGGAGAUAAAAAAUAAAUGGUAAUAUUAAUUGUAAUCAAUGG